Messenger RNA from Chenopodium quinoa (quinoa), 2147 nucleotides. RefSeq names its product heat shock 70 kDa protein-like. Gene Ontology annotation, biological process: protein refolding; cellular response to unfolded protein. NCBI's taxonomy places the organism in Eukaryota, Viridiplantae, Streptophyta, Magnoliopsida, Caryophyllales, Amaranthaceae. The record is from RefSeq and is a predicted model, not a curated record. Gene Ontology annotation, molecular function: heat shock protein binding; misfolded protein binding; ATP hydrolysis activity. Gene Ontology annotation, cellular component: cytoplasm. The coding region runs from base 83 to 1858 and encodes 591 amino acids. The transcript has 3 exons.
AGUAAAAAAAAUUAAAAAUCCAGUGAGAUAACACAAUAUUAGAGAGAAAAUAUCCUACUAUUAAGUCAAUUGAUUAAGAAGAAUGAAAGUUCAUAAGAAGAAUAAUAAGGUUAUACCUGUGCCAAAAAAGGAAUACUCGAACGGGGCGAUCGGGAUUGAUCUAGGUGCUACGUACUCUUGUGUGGGUGUAUGGCAAAAUGGUGGUGUUAAGAUUGUUCCUAAUAACAAAGGCAACGGAACCACACCAUCCUGUGUCUCUUUCACCAAUGGCGACCCCCUCGUUGGUGAUUCGGCCAAGGCUCGAAUGGGUUCACACCCUACUAGCACCGUCUACGGUGUAAAAAGGCUGAUUGGAAGGAAAUAUAGUGAUCCAGUAGUAGGUUUGUACAAGAGAUUCUGGCCGUUUAAGGUUGUUAAUCAUCAGUCGAAGCCUAUGAUCAUCGCGGUCACCUACAAUGACGAAGAGGUGCAGUUUUCUGCAGAGGAUAUCUCUGCUAUGGUGCUAAAGAAGUUGAAGGAGAAUGCAGAGUCUUAUCUUGGCUCGAAAGUAACAAGCGCGGUUAUAACUGUCCCGGCAGACUUUAAUGUGUCACAAAGGCAGGCAACCAAAUCCGCUGGGGAGCUUGCAGGACUUGAGGGUAUUCGUCUUAUCAAUGAGCCAGUUGCAGCUGCAGUCGCGUAUGCUUUUAACAGAAAAAAGCAGGACAUAAGGUUGUCUGGGCAUACUGUUGUGGUGUUUGACUUUGGCGGGGACUGUCUUGAUGUGUCAAUGGUUAGUAUAUGCUCGAAUAAAUUCGAGGUCAUGGCUACCAAAGGUGAAGCUUGCAUAGGUGGAGAUGAUAUUGACAAAGGACUGUUGGAGCACUUUAUGGAAGUGUUUCGAAGGAAGCAUGGUAAGAACAUGAGUCAGAAUGCUAGGGCUGUUGCGAGGUUGAGAGCUGCGUGUGAGCGAGCUAAGAGAGUGCUGUCAUGGGCUCUUGUGACUACAAUUGAAAUUGAUUGUCUCUUCGAGAACACUGAUUUCUAUUCUCUUGUAAGUCGUCGACUUCUUGAGAAGUUGAGUAUGAAUGUGUUCAAAAGGAGUAUAGAUUGUGUGGCUAAGUGUAUGGAAAAAAGUUGUACAGAAUUGAACGAUGUUAACUCUGUUAUACUUGUUGGUGGAUCGUCUAAGAUUCCGAAAGUGCAGCAAAUGUUGCAGGACUAUUUUAAGGAUGUUAAGCUCUUUAAAGACAUUAACCCUGAUGAAGUAGUUGCUUAUGGAGCAACAAUCAUCUCCGAAAUGCUGGCUACUAAGCGAAACGCUAUAAGAUCUGAGGUGGUUGAUUUAGUCCCAACAAGUCUCGGUAUUGAGGUUUAUGGUGAAAAAAUGAGUGUAAUGGUUUCAAAGAAUGCAAGUUUACCAAUCGAGGUGUCUAAGGUGUACACAACUGUCUUCGACAAUCAGAAAGCUGCAAAAUUCGCGGUGUAUGAAGGUGAGAAAUACAUGAUCAAGGAUAACAAUUUCUUAGGCAAGUUUAUUCUCACUGACCUUCCUAAAGCACCUGCAAAAGAGCCUAAAUUCGAUGUUACUUUUACUAUGAAUAGCUCCGGUAUCCUGACCAUGUCAUCCAAGCUUAGAGGUACCAUCAAUAGAAAAGAAAUCGCUCUUGCUAGUAGUGAAAGCACGAGUCACGUAAUCCAACUCGAAAGGAUGGUUGCUGAUGCAAAGAGGAAUAAGAGUGAGGAUGUAUCAUAUGAUGUUGUGAAGGUGAACAUGUUCAAUCAUAGCUUAAAGGUGUAUGCAAGUGUAACGUUGAAGUGUAUUCGUAAGAAGUUGAAGCAGAUUCGCUUCCUCAACUGUUUCGAUAUUCGAGAUUGAUCGAUCAGGGUAGUAUGAGAGUCUUCCUUUGAUGAACUAUAUCGAUCUGCAGGGUGAAUAAUAGUUUGAUUAGUUUUCGACAUUAGUAUUUUUUUAUGUUGUUUUUCAAUUUGUUUUUGUUAUAUCUUGUAGAUUUUACCUAUUGCAUUUGUUUGUUUAUGUUGGUGUUUCAUUUUGUAGCAUGUAUCGUUUUGCAUAGUUGGAUAAAAUUUGCUUUGUAAGCAAUCGAGUAAGCUAAGGAAUUCCUUUCUAUGCUUUUUUUUUUUUUUUUAUAUUUUUUUUUUCAUUU